CUUAACAUUAGUGGUUUGUCAGUUGAUCUAAUAGCACCACAAAAUUGUUGCCAGAGAAACAAUAAUUAAAUACCGGCCGGCUUUUUUUUUUACAUAAAACAUUGUAUACACUAACAACUAACAGAGUGCGGUUGUAUGUGUGUGGCUGGCUGACUGACUGACUGCGUAUGGAACCCACCUCAAAGCAAUACAUUCCACGUAUCAAAUUCUAACGUAACUAAGCGCAAAGUAAAUAACAAAUUGGUUUUGAAACCAAAUAUCGAAGAAUUGGAUUCUAUUUUUUUGUUUUUCUGAAUAAACUAUGCAAUGAUGGAUUUACACAUUUUUAUUGUGAUCGCUUGUGUUUUCUUGGCAUCGCUUUUGUCGCUGCUGUUCAUCAACAAGUUCUUGCGCCGCAAAACGUUUGAAGAAGUUAUUGCCGAGAAAAAGGCUCUGACCGAGAAAAUAUACGGCAAGGAAAAGAAUGUGGUGAAAAAGCCCAAAAAGAUCUCCCUUAAAAAGGAAAUGAAACGAGAGAAACGCCAGCAGCGUUCACGGGAACAACCCGAAGACUCGGAUGCCCAAUCUGAACAACAGUCGGUGGAAGAAGAACCCCAGGGACUGUCAAAGACUCAUGUUGAAUUUGAGCCGGAUGCAGAAGUUUUGACUUAUAACAACCAAACGGCUUCUAGACGCUCCAGUAAUGCUGAAAAGGAAAAUGUUAACAAGCAAAUCAAGGGGGGUAAGAAGGACAAGAAACCCAGCAGCAAAGGUGGCAUCUUGGUGCACAAAAAUGAGCCGGCCAAUGUCAAGGAAAAUGUCUCUGCCGAAGCGGCUGCCAAUCAUUUUGACAUUAAAACACCCAAGGAUGCUGUUGAACUUAAAAAAGCCGAAAAGAAAGAAGAAAAAUCCCAACAGCAGCAGCAACAACAACAGCAACAAAACAAAAAGGAUAAAUCCAACAAGAAAACAAAUGCUUCUAAUGAAAAUCUACCAACGGUAACAGAGACACCCAUUGUUAAGGAAGUCAAACAGGCCGAGGAGAAAAUCCGUCAAAACUCCCCCAAAACUUCCCAACAAAAGCAAAAACAACAAAACAAGAAACAAAAAGAUUCCAAAGAUAUUGUGGCCGGACUUGAGAAGUUAUCUGAAUCCGACACAAUUGGAGUAUCUUUGCUAAUGAAUCUCUUCCGCCGAGCAGAACUAAAUCGUUCGGAGAUACAAAUUUUAAUCGAUUAUCUUUUGAAUCGCCAACAAGAUAUGCCCUCUUCGCAUUCCGAAUGGUCUGAUGACAUUUGUCAAAAGCUCAAACGACAAUUGGAGGAGAAAGAAAAGGCCUUGGCCGAAGAGCUGGAAGCCUCAAUUGGUAUCCAGGCCAAAUUGCGAGAGCUACGCACCGAAAUCAACACCGAACGGGCCAGCAUGAGCAGCACCAUUAAGUCGUACACUGAGAAAUUGGCCACAAAAGAUCAGGACAUUUCCCUUUUGGAACAGAAAAUCAAAACUCUUAAUGACACCUUGACCCUGGAACGUCAACAGUUCCAGGCCAAGCUAAUGCACGAAAAACAAGCUGGCUCUCAAGACAUUAUGGCUCAGCUGCAGAUGUUGCAAAAGGAAUUGGCUUUGAAGGAUAAAUGCAUUGCCGAACUGACCUGUAUGGUUAAUGCCUCGCACCAAGCCGUCGAAGAAUCGCAACAGAAAAACGAAAUCAUCCAAACACAGGCCCAGCAAAUACGUGUCUUGGAACAACAACGCGACGAACUGGAACAAGUCUCCAAUAAUAGAAUUUUCGAUUUGGAAAAAGCUAACCAAUUGGAGACCGAGCUAAGCGAACUUAAAUUAGAACUGCGCAACAAUCAAAAUGCCCUUGAAUCUGCUAGAUCCGAUUUGAAGCAAAGCAAUGCUGAUGUGGAAGCCCUCAGAAAUGAAUUGGCUUUGGUGCGCACCAAGGUAAUCGCCGACAAACAAAAGGAGAUUGACCAAUUGCAAGCCCAGAACAAUGAGUUGACUCAACAGCUUGUGAAUAUAUCUAGCAAAACUCAAGAGCAGUCCAAGGAGCAAAAUGAUUUACAGAGCAAUCUCAACAAUCUGCAGGCUCAAAUUGUCGAAAAGCAACGGCUAUUGGACGAUUCAGAGGCAUCCAAAAUGCAACUACAAAAACAACUAAACUCCCUCGAGUCGGAGCUUAAACACAAGUCAGUUGAACUGGAGGAAUUGCAAAAGUUGGUAGAGGGUCUUAAGUCUGAUGUCAGCAGCAAAACUAAAGUACUGCAACAAACCGAACAGCAGGUACAAAAUCACCAAGAACUGCAGAAACUGGUGGAAACACUCAAAAGCGAGGUUCAAAAGAAGGACAAACUGUUGCAGGACAAUAGCAAGCAGCAAGAUGUGCAAAAAAUCGUUGAAGCCCUCAAAGAGGACUUGAGCAAAAAGAAUGACCAACUGAAGGAAGUCGAAAAGGAAUCGGAAAAACUAAGCAAACGCGAAAAGGAGUUGCUGCAACAGCUGCAGGAACAAAAAGAGAAAAACAAUGAUUUGCGCACUAAAAACUGGAAAUUGGUUGAGGCUUUGCAAAAUUCUGAAGCAAAAGUUAGUAAACAAAGCCAAAAUUCAAUUUUAGUAGGUGUUCAACAGGAAAAACUGUUAUCUUCUGCAGCCAAGAGUGGCAAGACAUCAGCAUCAGGCCAUACGGAUGUUGCUAAAGAUCAAAAACAAUUGCGUGAUCUUCUGCAGCGAUUGUGUCCCGAGGCAGUUAAAGCUUGUGCCGGCACAGCUCUGUCCGUUACUUUUGAUCAGUGGGUUGAGCAGGUCUUGUCGACUCACAUUAAACAACAACAACAGCAGCAGCAAGUCAGCAGUAGUCACAAAUCUACACAAUCAUCAAACAACUCACACAACAGUCCUCCUUCCCUCAAUCAAAACUCCACACAUGCUGCCAACGGCAGUCGGAGUAGCAGUUCCAGCGUUAGUAGCAGUCCCGGAUCCGGAGACAACAACAAUGACACUGAAAAGUCUGAGUUACUUAAAGAGAAUUCAAUCCUGCGCGUUCGUAUCGACGAGUUAACCAAACUCGCUAGAAAAACUGAAUACACAUUAUCCGACCUGAUGCAGAAAGCCGAGGAGCAGGAAGAACAUUGGCGUAGUGUUGUACGUUCUAAAGACGAACAAAUUAAUACGUUACAAUACAAAUCUAAUGGUCAGCAGGACAUUUAAUGUCUGUCAUAUUGGAAAAAUCUAUAUAUUAAGCACUAAAGUAGUAUGCAAUAAAAAAAGAUACAUUAAUUCAAUUAUGAUUAUAUUACAACAGCAUAAACAACAGAAAAUAAUCUAAAAAAAUCUAA
Molecule: messenger RNA, 3320 nt
Organism: Musca domestica (house fly)
Lineage: Eukaryota; Metazoa; Arthropoda; Insecta; Diptera; Muscidae
Product: putative leucine-rich repeat-containing protein DDB_G0290503
Exons: 6
Coding region: 307-3192 (961 amino acids)
Cellular component (GO): endoplasmic reticulum membrane
Source: RefSeq, a predicted model, not a curated record